Microthlaspi erraticum is the source of this 726-nucleotide messenger RNA. NCBI's taxonomy places the organism in Eukaryota, Viridiplantae, Streptophyta, Magnoliopsida, Brassicales, Brassicaceae. The record is from the annotation of a GenBank genome assembly.
AUGUCUGGAGGUGUCGGUCCAACCUACAACGACAUAGCCUUACCAAAAGAAGAACAUCACGCCGCCGGAGAAACAUCAACAGUCGCCGGGAAAACCGCCGGAUUCUUCUCGUUCCGACAACUAAACAUCCUCGCGGUAAUCAUCGUCCUCGCCGCAAGCGGUCUCGUCACAAUCGAGGAUUUUCUCUUCACACUCCUCACAGUCUUCUACUUCUUCUUCCUCUCCAAAUUCAUUUUCCCUCCACACAAGAAUCCGACCCGCGACGCGCCUCUCACAAGCUCCUACCGCAAGAUUUUCGGUAUCUAUGUAGCGUCGGCUGGAGUCGUCGGGCUUCUGAUUCCGAUCUGUUACAUCUUCGAAGGAAUGAUCGAGGACGAUAAACGCGGUGUGAGCGCCGCCGCACCGCACGUGUUCCUUUUGGCGAGUCAGGUUUUCAUGGAAGGCAUAGCCGCCACGUGUGGCUUCUCAGCUCCGGCUCGGAUCCUCGUCCCGAUCGUUUACAACGCAAGGAGGAUCCUCACGCUCGUGGAGUGGAUUAUGAACGAGUUCUCUUGGGGAGCUCCGGUGACUGGGAGGGAGACGGUUUCAGCGCGGCGGCUGUACGCCGGAAAAGUCUUAGCGGUGGUGAACUUAGGGAUUUGGUCGUUUAAUCUCUUUGGUGUUCUGAUUCCGGUUUAUCUCCCGAAAGCUUUCAAGAGGUAUUACGGUUCCGACAAAGAGGAUUAA